Molecule: messenger RNA, 528 nt
Organism: Cadophora gregata
Lineage: Eukaryota; Fungi; Ascomycota; Leotiomycetes; Helotiales; Ploettnerulaceae
Exons: 3
Coding region: 1-528 (175 amino acids)
Biological process (GO): eisosome assembly; protein localization to plasma membrane
Cellular component (GO): plasma membrane; eisosome
Source: RefSeq, a predicted model, not a curated record
AUGAUCGUUAUGCUUGCAGCUCGUGUCGCACAGCUUGUGUUUGCUGCUGUCGUUCUAGCUCUAUCUGUGGUUUUAAUCAAAGGAUAUGGACCUGGCUCUGCGCCUGCUUUGAUCUCUUAUGGUGCUUUCUGUGGUGGAGCAGCAAUUGUGGUCGCUGCUGUUAAUGUGCUUGCUCUCUUUCUUGACAAACUUCAAGGCAUCAUCAUGCUUGCUCUUGAUGGAUUAGCGUCCUUCUUCCUUGUGGCAGGAGGUAUUGCUUUUGCUGUGAGCAUUAAGACUGGCGAUUGUAAAGACCAGGUAUACACCUUUAAGCACAAGUCUACUUUCUAUCCGAGCUUUACGAAGACAUACCCUACAACGUCGGAGAAGAAAGCUGCAAGGAUGGCACGAGAUGACAUCGUGUCAAGAUGCCGUAUGGUUACUGCGGAGACGGCCAUACUCUGGUUCACCUUCGCAUGCUUCCUCGCAACCGUGGUACUUGCCUUCCUCACGGGCAGAUCGGGCAAGAGAGGAGGUGCCAUUGUCUAG